AUGGCUGACUGUAUGGUUUUUCACACUCAAAUAGCCUCCAUCAUGGAGGUUCUAGCGAAUGCAGCCGUGGCAGAGAUCUGUAAACUCGUAGACGACGACUAUGAGGUGUUUCGUUUGGACAUAACUCAAAGCCAGAAAGAAAACAGGGCAUUGCGGAGGAAACUACAGCUAUUGGAACUGAAGCUGGCACGGGAGCGCGUCCUCGCCUGUCGUCCUAGUUGUGACAAGAUCGUCGACCAUCACGGAGGAAUGUCAAGAGGUGAAAGACAUCUCACUGGAGGCCACAGGAUCUCUGUGAAGCCAGCAGGACACAAUACAUGGAUAGAUGACCAACCAAUCACUGUUGAUGAGGGGAGUGGAACCUCAACCCAGCAUGUUAUUGUGAUAGAGUCUGCAGAUGCAGAGGCUGCAGGUCCUGGAGGAACGUCUCUGGUCAAGCAGGAGAGGACUGAAGGAGAGGAGGACCCACAACACAGCAGAGACAUCCAGACAGGAGCAGCGUCUAGAGCGCCCCCUGUAGCCACGGAGGACCUCGCCGCCCAGCCCAGGAUCCGACACAGCAUCGCGGAGGUCAGUGGAACGCAGAACGCCGUCCUCAAGUCAGAGACCGACACAAAGACUUUAACUGUAACACAAAGGCUCUUACACACAGCAUCAGACCCAGAGAGACUGGGCUGUCCUCCUGCUUCUGGCUCAGAGUAUUUACCGGUAUUUCACCAGAGCCAGGAGACUGUUAAUUCCCUUGGAGAUGGUGAUACGUUACACACUGGUGGUGAUCUGUCUUGUUCUUACGGUACAGAGAUGGACCCUGGCAACAUGCCCUUGGGUUUAGAGACACAGACUGAUCUGUCUAAAGGGGACUGGAACCAGUACAGUAGUAGUGUAUACUCUGAAGGGUGCCUAGAUAAUAAAGGGGAGGGUCUCGUCGUAGAUAAAGUGACUGUGAAAGUGGAGGGCGACGUUCUACCCACAUGGAAUGCAGAUAGUCACCUAGGAAACAGACACUUAGAUUACAGGGAAAGCUUGGAGACAAAUCCAAAUGUGUGCACUUCCGAUUUACACAGUCCCCUUUUCGAUCAGGUAUUGAACUCAAACGACAGGGCUAGAGCCCAGACUCAGGGUGGGGGAGCAACAUCAGGCAGUAAUAAAGAGAAACGAUUCCUCUGCAUGUUCUGUAACAAAGGCUUCAGCUGUCUUCAGAGGGUGGAGAUCCACCAGAGGUUUCACACAGGGGAGAAACCCUUCAGCUGUACCCAGUGUCACAUGCGCUUCGCCCAGGCUGGUGACCUGAAGAGGCACCAGAGGGUCCACACAGGGGAGAAACCAUUUGGCUGCCACCUGUGCCGGGCCAGUUUCUCACACUCAUCUAACCUGAAGAGGCACCUGAAGGUCCACACAGGAGAGAGGCUGUACACACUCCGGAAAGAGGUUCUCAGAGAAGAGCUACCUCAGGAUACACCAGCACAAAAAGCAUUCACUCGAUAACAUAGAUAGUAUCCAUUCUACUCGAUAGCUUCUGACAUUUAUAUCAAACCCUGCAUUAAAGACAAUUUUGAAUAACAAGAGUAACAGAUCUCAGUGUAGAAUAUUCCUGGGUAGAAUAUUGCAUCCAGACAUUGUGUGAUAUGUAUAAGCCUAAAAAGUCUGUUACAUAUUGCGUUUGUACUGUGUAGGCUAUAUGAUGUUCACAAAUGCCUAUUUCAUUACUCCCAUUUGACUACUCUUUUUUUCCAAUACACUUUUCAAUGAGAA
This is a messenger RNA of Salvelinus fontinalis (brook trout), 1752 nucleotides long. RefSeq lists its product as uncharacterized. Gene Ontology annotation, cellular component: nucleus. Bases 1 to 1485 code for a protein of 494 amino acids. The transcript is spliced from 3 exons. NCBI's taxonomy places the organism in Eukaryota, Metazoa, Chordata, Actinopteri, Salmoniformes, Salmonidae. The record is from RefSeq and is a predicted model, not a curated record.